Molecule: messenger RNA, 1040 nt
Organism: Capsicum annuum
Lineage: Eukaryota; Viridiplantae; Streptophyta; Magnoliopsida; Solanales; Solanaceae
Product: multiprotein-bridging factor 1a
Exons: 4
Coding region: 174-596 (140 amino acids)
Cellular component (GO): nucleus
Molecular function (GO): DNA binding
Source: RefSeq, a predicted model, not a curated record
CAGAAAGACCAUUUUGAAUAUCGGAUAGACCACAACCCACAAAGAUAGAAACAACACGACGCAACCAAACAUGCCCUAAAGUGAGCCCUCUAGCCUCUAUAUAAAACGCUAUUUGCGCAUAGACGGAAUGGAAUAUUUGUUGAAGAGCGUAGUAACAAAGCGAAACAAAAAAUAUGAGUGGUGGAAUAUCACAAGACUGGGAACCGGUGGUGAUUCGGAAGAAGCCGCCUACUGCCGCCGCACGUAAGGAUGAAAAAGCCGUUAACGCUGCUCGUCGUGCCGGUGCUGAAAUCGAAACCAUCAGAAAAUCUGCUGCUGGCACAAACAAGGCUGCAUCCAGCAGUGCAACCUUGAACACCAGGAAACUUGAUGAAGAUACUGAGAAUUUGGCUCAUCAAAAGGUACCAACUGAACUGAAGAAAGCCAUCAUGCAAGCUCGACAAGACAAGAAGCUGACUCAGGCUCAACUUGCUCAGCUGAUAAAUGAGAAGCCUCAAAUCAUUCAGGAGUACGAGUCUGGAAAGGCAAUUCCAAAUCAACAGAUCAUAUCUAAACUGGAGAGAGCUCUUGGUGCGAAACUUAGAGGAAAAAAAUGAAGAGCCUUUUGGCUUCUCGAAUCUAUGUUCCAGUCCUAACUGUGGUCAUGUACAUGGAUAUCUUUUUCUGUUAGCCCUCGUUCUAUAACCACUGUGGUACUUAUGCCUGUGUAUGGAUUGAUGGUUGUGGAUUUCUUGGCUAUGGGUGUUACUUCUGUGGAAAAAUAAGGCGUUUAUGCUUAAGCAAGGGAUGUUGUCUUGUGCUACCUGUUUGCUUUAGAGAAGGUUCCCAGUUCUAUGUGGUAUGAUGUUCCUGUCAUUCUUCAGAUCAGUCUUCGUUACUUUGAGAUAUAAUGGGAGACAUAAUUGGCAUAUGGGAAUAUGCAAAGGUAUAUCCCUUUGCACUGUGGAAUAUAAUUUGAUGCUGCAAUUUUAUACUAAUGGAAAUGCUACCUCUUCUGUAAAGAAAUAAUUUGCAUAUGGCAAUGUUCCUGUUUUGAUGUC